Messenger RNA from Ilex paraguariensis (yerba mate), 927 nucleotides. Lineage: Eukaryota; Viridiplantae; Streptophyta; Magnoliopsida; Aquifoliales; Aquifoliaceae. The record is from the annotation of a GenBank genome assembly.
AUGGAGUUCCAAUAUUAUCCAAUGCUGCUCUUCAUUUCUUUCUUCUCUCUCAUUGUCUUCAACUCUGCGCAGGAACCAUCUCUCUCUCCAGAUUCUCCUCCAAACUUGCAAUCUUCAUCCUCCCCAACAUUAGCCCUUUCCACAGAUGAGGUCUAUAUUCCUCAAACCAUAUAUACUCCUUCUAUUUCCGAUCCACCAUCAGAGUCAAUUGCUCCCUCCACCGAGGGCGUUCCACCACCAUUAGCCUAUUCAACCGACCAUUUCUCUAUCCCUCCAGGCGCAUAUCCACCAUCAGAGGCAGUCCCUCCAUUCAACAGUGAUGCACCAGAGUCAGCCCUGCCAUUCGCCUCUUCAGCAGACCAUGUCUCUCUUCCUCCAGACACAUAUUCUCCUACAGAGUCUGAUGCACAAUCAGAGUCAAUUGCUUCUUCCAUCACAACUGACUCUAAUGCACCAUCAGAAUCAGUACCGUCAUCCACCAACAUCCACCCUACCAUCAAAAAAAUCGCUGACUCAACUGAUUUUCCUGACUUAUUCGUCUCCACAGUCGUCCCCUUGCUAAAAGGUAAAAGUGACAUUACGUCCGUGCUUGAAGUGGCAAUGAAAGUUAGUACUGACUUAACGAAUUCGGCCCUGUUGGCGGCCAAAAAAGCGGCUGAAAUGCCUGGAACUCCUCCUGAAAUGAUCUCUAUCCUCGGUGAUUGUUCAGAUAGUUAUGACACUGCUGUGUACAACUUUCAGCACGCAAUGGACGCACUCGCUGCUCAUGACAUUGGCACGAUGAAUACCAUGCUUACUGCAGUUUUAACAGAUGUUGGCGAUUGUGAGGACGGCUUUACGGGGAUGAGUUCUCCAUUGUCAGCCUAUGCUGAAAAGGUGACCAAGAUGACCAGCAAUUGCCUUGCCAUUAUUUCCUUGAUCCACUGA